AUGGAGGAGCUCCAGAGGAAACUGGACAAGAGGUAUGACAGCGACCAGCUGUAUGACAGCAAACCCAGGAAGGUGAGGUUCAAGCUGGCCUCGUCAGUCAGCGGCAGGGUGCUAAAGCAUGUGUACGAGGAUGGCCAGGAGCUGGACAGCCCAGAGGAAAAAUACCCCCACAGCUUCCACAGCCACAAGAUGCCCAGACACCUGGAGAUGGAGCAGCUGUGUGGCUUCCAGGACCAGGGUCUGUACCCCCCUACCGGACUGAUGGCCCAGAGGAUCAACGUCUACAGAGGGGGGGCUAACUACAGACCCUCUGCCCACAGCGAUACACCGGAGGGAGACCCCAAUGUAAGUAGUUGAAAAACCAUGCCAUGAAACUGUUCAUUUGUAGCACAAUACACAACCUAAAGAUUCCCCUUCACCACACCCCUAUUUACUGUUAUUACCAUCUGUAAUGCAUGGUUAAUAGUCUUAGAUUACAUUUUAGUCAUUUAGCAGACGCUCUUAUCCAGAGCGACUUACAGUUAGUGAAUGCAUACAUGUUUUUUUUAUUUUUUAUACUGGUCCCCCGUGGGAAACAAACCCACAUCCCUGCCGGCCAAACCCUACCCUACCUUGGAUGACGCUGGACCAAUUGUGCGCCACCCAUGGGUCUCCCGGUCGCGACAGCGCCUGGACUCGAACCAGGACCUCUAGUGGCACAGCUAGCACUGCGAUGCAGUGCCUUAGACCACUGCGCCAUUCGGGUCAUGAUUAGUAAUUCAUUCUAUCCUGGUGGGUGGCUGCUUGUCAAUUAGAGUCUAAGGGCCGAUUCAGACUUAGGAAAUGUACGGCUUUCCUAUUCACUUCUCAGUAUUUGGUAUUCAGACUUAGCUUAUUCAGUUGUGUAACGCGCUCUGCAGGUGUGGCUACCUUGCGAGCUCUGAAUAAAAUUCAUUACAUCUCUGAAAACCCUCCCACUUGCUGGCCAUUCAAUAGGGUUUUCAGUACACUUAUUUAUCUAAAGCCAUCCAUUUAAAUACGGAGUACCUUUUAGUUCGAAUUUUGUCGACAGACUAGAAUAUAUUGAGAGAAAGGUUUCAGAAUAUUAGGGAACAUUUGAAGAAAAUACAUCUAAAUAUAUGCAUACUCAUCUCCAUUUCAGCACCAAUUGGUCAAUAAAAAAAUACUCUGAUCUUGUAGAUUAUAUAGGUUUAGGAAAGUUUAAGAAAGUAUUAGGGCCCCGUGUAGCUCAGUUGGUAGAGCAUGGUACUUGCAAUGCCAGGGUUGUGGGUUCGAUUCCCACUGGGGGCCAGUAUGAAGAAAAAAAUGGUAUGCACUCACUAACUGUAAGUUGCUCUGGAUAAGAGCGUCUGCUAAAUGACUAAAAUGUAAAUGUAUUUAUGAAUUACAAACACAGGUUUGGAGAGCCUUUACCCACUACAGAAAGAAAACGUUGGUUUGGUUCAUUCAGAAAAUUGCGGCAUUCAGUUCUUCAAACCAUGGUAAUGUUGGAAGAUUAGUGUACAUAUAAUUAUAAUAGGGAGAACAGUGUACAGUAGUAGGAUAUACCCUCGUCUAUUGCCUGCACUAACCAUGGAACUGUGUGAUGACACGGCCAAGUAUUGCGCCAUGCGUCGGGUUCAAACUGUUACGGCUUGGUCUGCGCUCCGCUCCAUAACGAUUUAAUUACCCUACAUGUCUUUUUUUAAAUAUAUUAUCAACUGUUACUAAUGAUCCUCAGCAACAACCACACGGCCGUGACGUCGUUUACAGUGGAAGCAAAUGAAGGUAAACGAAACAAUGGCUAUACCAACUGAAGGGAACUAACAGUACAUUGGCAGCUUAAGAUGUUGUUAUUAGGCCUACUGAUGGCUAAUAUUUAAAAUGAUAGAAAUAGGAAAGUUGGGGUAGCCUAUAAUUAAGAGAUUCAAGAGUUCCCAUCACUGCAAGUUAAAAGGCCGUACAAUUAAAAUUCUGCAUAAUGGCACAGCGUUUCAAUAUAUCAUGAGCUGUUGGGCUAUAGCCUAUAAAACUGUGUUAAAACGAAGGACAAAACAAUGUUUUUGUUUUAUGCUGUUAUUUACCAACCUCAAUGUGUGUACAAUAUUGUAGCAAUACAGCAAUAAAAUAUCAGCUGAUCAGAUAACAGUAACAUCUUCAAUGUUUCAUUUACUGGAGCCAGUCAGGAUAAAUGUUUUUACUGUAGUCUGUCCUGUGGAGUUCAGACUAGACAAAAUACGAAAAGCAUAAGAUGUUUACUUUUAUCACUAUGUCAUAUUUCUCCAAAUUACUUUUAAUGAAAAUACUAAAUCAUAAGGCAAGUAUCACACAGUCCCAUUAACAGUUUAUGAUAGUACACUUAUAAAGGCCCUCGGAGUGUUGUCAAGUUGUCUGCUGAACAGCAAAUUAAUAGACUUAAAAAGAGACAGCAAAACAUUGUAAACACGCAAUUAGUACUUUAUCACACAGGUAUUAACCACUAAAACAUAAUCUUUUAUUCAAGUCUGUCUAUCAAAUUAAAACGAUUCAAAUUGUAUUAGUCGCAUGCUUGGUAAACAACAGGUGUGGACUAACAGUGAAAUGCUGACUUACAAUGGAGAGAGAAAUAAUAGAAAAAUUAAACACGUAAUAAUAGAUACACAAUGAGUAACGAUAAGUUGGCUAUAUACACGGGGUACCAGUACCAAGUGGACACCGUACGUACAUACCCCAACCAGAAGCCAUGGAUUACAACACCUCCUUUGGCCGCCAUUCCUUCCAGUUCUCUGCUGCCAAUGACUGGAACGAAUUGCAAAAAUCUCUGAAGCUGGAGACUCUUAUCUCCCUCAAUAACUUUAAGCAUCAGUUGUCAGAGCACCUUACCGAUCACUGCACCUGUACACAGCCCAUCUGAAAUUAGCCCACCCAACUACCUCAUCCCUAUAUUGUUAUUUAUUUUGCUCUUUUGCACCCCAGUAUCUCUAUUUGCACAUAAUCUCUUGCACAUCUAGCAUUCCAGUGUUAAUACUAUUGUAAUUAUUCUGCACUAUAGCCUAUUUAUUGCCUUACCUCCAUAACUUGCUACAUUUGCACACACUGUAUAUAUAUUUUCUGUUGUAUUUCUGACUUUAUGUUUUUUACCUCAUAUGUAACUCUGUGUUGUUUUUAUUGCACUACUUUGCUUUAUCUUGGCCAGGUCGCAGUUGUAAAUGAGAACCUGUUCUCAACUGGCUUACCUGGUUAAAUAAAGGUGAAAUAAAAUAAAUAAAAUAAAAAAACAGGCAACAUCUGCACUGAGCUAAAGGGUAGAGCUGCCGCUUUCAAGGAGCGGGACUCUACCCCGGACGCUUAUAAGAAAUCCCGCUAUGCCCUCCGACGAACCAUCAAACAGGCAAAGCGUCAAUACAGGACUAAGAUCGAAUCGUGCUACACUGGCUCCGACGCUCGUCACAUGUGGCAGGGCUUGCAAACUAUUAAAGACUACAAAGGGAAGCACAGCCGCGAGCUGCCCAGUGACACGAACCUACCAGACGAGCUAAAUGUAUUUUAUGCUCGCUUCAAGGCAAGCAACACUGAAGCAUGCAUGAGAGCCUCAGCUGUUCCGGACGACUGUGUGAUCACGCUCUCCGUAGCCGAUGUGAGUAAGACCUUUAAACAGGUCAACAUUCACAAGGCCGCAGGGCCAGACGGAUUACCAGGACGUGUACUCCGAGCAUGCGCUGACCAACUGGCAAGUGUCUUCACUGACAUUUUCAACCUGUCCCUGACUGAGUCUGUAAUCCCAACAUGUUUUAGACCACCACAGUCCCUGUGCCCAAGAACACUAAGGUAACCUGCUGAAAUUACUAACGUAGCACUCACGUCUGUAGCCAUGAAGUGCUUUGAAAUGCUGGUCAUGGCUCACAUCAACACCAUUAUCCCAGAAACCCUAGGCCCACUCCAAUUUGCAUGAUUGUGGACUACAGGAAAAAGAGGACAGAGCAUGUCCCCAUUCUCAUCGACAGGGCUGUAGUGGAGCAGGUUGAGGGCUUCAAGUUCCUUGGUGUCCACAUCACCAACAAACUAUCAUGGUCCAAACACACCAAGACAGUCGUGAAGAGGGCACGUCAAAGUCUAUUCCCCCUCAGGAGACUGAAAAGAUUUGGCAUGGGUCCUCAGAUCCUCAAAAAGUUAUACAGCUGCACCAUCGAGAGCAUCCUGACUGGUUGCAUCAUUGCCUGGUAUGGCAACUGCUCGACCGCAAGGCACUACAGAGGAUAGUGCGUAUGGCCCAGUACAUCACUGAGCCAAGCUUCCUGCCAUCCAGGACCUCUAUACCAGGCGGUGUCAUGGGAAGGCCCUAAAAAUUGUCAAAGACUCCAGCCACCCUAGUCAUAGACUGUUCUCUCUGCUACCGCACGGCAAGCAGUACCGGAGUGCCAAGUUUAGGUUUCUUAACAGCUUCUACCCCCAAGCCAUAAGACUCCUGAACAGCUAACAAAAUGGCUACCAGGACUAUUUGCAUUGCCCCCCCCCCCCCCCCCCCCCCCCUCUUUUGCGCUGCUGCUACUCUCUGUUUAUUAUCUAUGCAUAUUCACUUUAACUCUACCUACAUGUACAUAUUACCUCAAUUGCCUCGACUAACCUGUGCCCCCGCACAUUGACUCUGUACCGGUACCCCCUGUAUAUAGCCUCGCUAUUGUUAUUUUUACUGCUGCUCUUUAAUUAUUUGUUACUUUUAAUUUUGAGUUAUCUGUUUUACUUAACACUUAUUUUUCUUAAAACUGCAUUGUUGGUUAAGAGCUUGUAAGUAAGCAUUUCACUGUAAGGUCUACAAAUGUUGUAUUCGGCGCAUGUGACAAAUAACAUUUGAUUUGAUUUUAAAGGAACUUGAAGUGCUCGACCCGCUCCACUACAGCCCUGUCGAUUUGAACAGGGGCAAGCUCGGCUCUCAAUUUACUGUAGUCCACAAUCAUCUCCUUUUUCUUGCUGACGUUGAGGGAGAGAUUGUUGUCCUGGCACUACACAGCCAGGUCUCUGGGUUGUCUCAUUGUCGUCAGUGAUCAGUCCUACCAUCGUCGUGUUGUCGACAAACUUAAUUAUGGUGUUGGAGUCAUGCGAGGCCACACAAUCGUGGGUGAACAGGGAGUACAUGAGGGGACUAGGCACGCACCCCUAAGGGGCCCCCGUGUUGAGGGUCUGCGUGGCAGAUCUGUUGUUGUCUACCCUCACAAUCUGGGGGCGUCCCGUCAGGAAGUCCAGGAUCCAGUUGCAGAGGGAGGUGUUCAGUCCCAGGGUCCUUACCUUAGUGAUGAACUUGGAGGGCACUAUUGUGUUGAAAGCUGAGUUGUAGUCAAUGACCAGUAUUCUCACGUAGCUGUUUAUUUUGUCCAAGUGGGAAAUGGCAGUGUGGAGUGCAAUAGCGAUUGUGUCAUCUGUGGGUAUGUCGGGGAGGUAUGCGAAUUGGAGCGGGUCCAGGGUGUCUGGGAUGAUGGUGUUGACGUGAGCCAUGACCAGCCUUUCAAAGCAUUUCAUGGCUACAGAUGUGAGUGCUACGGGGCGAUAGUCAUUUAGACAGGUUACCUUGGCGUUCUUGGGCACAGGGACUAUGGUGGUCUGCUUGAAACAUGUAGGGAUUACAGACUGGUUGAAACUGUCAAUGAACACUCUUGCCAGCUGGUCAGCGCAUGCUCUGAGUACGCGUCCUGGUAAUCCAUCUGGCCGUACGGCCUUGUGAAUGUUAACCUGUUUAAAGGUCUUGCUCACAUCAGCUACGGAGGGCGUGAUCACACAGUCUUACGCAUGGUUCGGUGUUGCUUGCCUCGACGCGAGCAUAGAAGGCAUUUAGCUCGUCUGGUAUGCUCGUGUCACUGGGCAGCUUGUUUCAAGCCCUGCUACAUUCGAUGAGCAUCAGAGCCGGUGUAGUAUGAUUCGAUCUUAGUCCUGUAUUGACGCUUUGCUUGUUUGAUGGUUCGUCGGAGGGAGUAGUGGGAUUUCUUAUAAGCGUUCGGGUUAGUGUCCCGCUCCUUGAAAGCGGCAGCUCUAGCCGUUAGCUCAGUGCGGAUGUUGCCUGUAAUCCAUGGCUUCUGGUUGGGAUAUGUACUUACGGCCACUGUUGGGACGUCGUUGUAGAUUAACUUAUUAAUGAAGCCAAUGACUGAUGCGGUAAACUCCUCAAUGCCAUCGGAGGAGUCUCGGGAACAUUUUCCAGUCUGUGCUAGUGAAACAGUCCUGUUGCUUAGCAUUCGCUUCAUAGGACCACUUCCGUAUUGGGCGUGUCACUGGUACUUCCUGUUGGAGUUUUUGCUUGUAAGCAGGAAUCAGGACGAAAUAGUUAUUGUCAGAUUUGCCAAAUGGAGGGCGAGGGAGAGCUUUGUAUGCGUUUCUAUGUGUGGAGUAAAAGUGAUCUAGAGUUUUGUUACCUCUAGUUGCACAGGUGACAUGCUGGUAGAAAAUUAGGUAAGACGGAUUUCAGUUUUCCUGCAUUAAAAUCACCGGCCAAUAGGAGCAUUUUGUUGUUUGCUUAUGGCCCUAUACAGCUCGUUGUGUGCCGUCUUGGUGCCAACAUUGGAUUGUGGUGGUAAAUAGACAGCUACGAAAACUAUAGAUGAAAACUCUCUUGGUAAAUAGUAUGGUCUACAGCUUAUCACGAGGUAUUCUAACUCUGGCGAGCAGAACCUCGAGACUCCCUUAAUAUUAGAGAUUGUGCACCAACUGUUAACAAAGAGACACACAUCAACUACUUUGUACUGAGUAAUGCAUAUCAAAGACCAUGACCAUGCUUUUUGUUUGUCCUCCAGUCUUCAGUGUUGGACUUUGGAAAGAUAAUCAUCUACACCAGCAAUCUGCGGAUCAUCCGGGCCCCUCGGAGGGAAGAAGGGAAAGGGAGACAUCCUCAGACCCCGGGGGGACUGGACAGAGGGGGCAAGAGGAGGCCCAAAGCCCUCUGUGCUCACGGGGAGGAGCAGAGCACCCAUCCACAGGACGGGGAGGAGCAAAGCACACAUCUACAGGACGGGGUAAAAGUGCUUGACCAGAACACCUUGUGUUUUUGUGUUAAUGUGCUUCAGCAAUGCUAUUCCCUUCUCUGUCUCUCUCUAACCACAUGGUCUCCCCUCUCUGCCUGCCGACUGUGCACAGACAGUGAUGACUACUCAGUUUCUCUGCUGCCAUUUAUGAGCCGAGAUACUCUCAGUAAUUCCCCAUGGUCACUUCUUCUACUGAUUGCCAGUUGCACUCUCUCCCUCUCUCUCCCCCCUCUCGCUCUCUCUCUCUCCCCCUCCCUCUCGCUCUCCCUCUCUCUCUCUCGCUGUCUUUCCAUUCCUAACUCAUCUCUCUUUCUCUCACUGGGUUUCUCAUUUUCUGUGCCUCCCCAUAUUUUCUAAUUUGUCUCUUUUUCGCUCUCUUUUUGUUGCCUUUGUAACAUUCUCUGUUUGGACCCAGGUCAUCUUGACCAUUUGUUGGAUUCACUAGUAAUGAUAUGUCAUAUGAGUUGACAUGGGUGGCAGUGUCUCUCUGUGUUGUUAGUGACACUGUGUGUGUGUGUGCCUCCAGCAGGAUGCAGUGUCCGGCUGCCAGCAUUGUGGCGGUUCGGGCUGUGCCCCCUGCUCUCUAUGCCAUGGCAGCAAGCUGUCCAUGCUGGCCAACCGCUUCAAUGAGUCUAUCAGUGUGCUGCGAUGCCAGGCCUGCUACCCUGAUGGACUGGAGAGGUGCCAGUCCUGUACCAAAUAA
Messenger RNA from Coregonus sp. 'balchen', 7668 nucleotides. Lineage: Eukaryota; Metazoa; Chordata; Actinopteri; Salmoniformes; Salmonidae. The record is from the annotation of a GenBank genome assembly.